Molecule: messenger RNA, 1256 nt
Organism: Meriones unguiculatus (Mongolian gerbil)
Lineage: Eukaryota; Metazoa; Chordata; Mammalia; Rodentia; Muridae
Gene: Slamf9
Product: SLAM family member 9
Exons: 4
Coding region: 93-950 (285 amino acids)
Biological process (GO): T cell activation
Cellular component (GO): external side of plasma membrane
Source: RefSeq, a predicted model, not a curated record
AGUCAUUCUGCCUUGAGGAACCCCUUAGCAGUGUGUGUUCCUACAGACUGGGGGACUGACCAAGUCACCCUUUCCAGACAGGAGCUUCUGACAUGGGGGCUCUUCUGUGGUCACUUCUGCUGCUGCUUCAGGAAGCCAAAGGGUUUUCUGGAGAUGAUGAGGCUUCUGAGGAAGUGGUUGCAGUCCUUCAAGAGUCUAUCAACCUCUCUUUGGAAAUACCAUCCAAUGAAGAGGUUAAGAACAUCAUCUGGACCUCUCAGAAAAACCUUGCCGAAGUGAUGCCAGGUAGAGAGGGACAGCCAGCCACAAUCAUCGUGAUGGAUCCUCGUUAUGGGGGCAGAUUGGGCAUCACAGAGCCUGGAUACUCCUUGUGUAUCAGAAAUCUGACCUGGGAGGACUCAGGGCUCUACCAAGCUGAAGUCAACUUGAAUUCAUCUGAGCUCUACAUCACCAAGUCUUACGAUCUCCGUGUCUACCGGCGGCUGUCAAAGCCCCACAUCACUGUGAACUCUGCGAUCUCCGAGGAAGGUGCCUGUAAUAUAUCCCUGAUGUGCUCUGUAGAGAAAGCAGGCAUGGAUGUGACCUAUAUCUGGCUUUCAUCACAGGACAGCAUUAAUGCAUCCCAUGAAGGCUCUGUCCUCAGGACAUCCUGGAGGCCUGGUGACAAAGCCCUUUCUUAUACUUGCAGGGUCAGCAACCCCAUCAGCAACUCCAGUUCCCGCAGCAUUCAUGUUGGGUCCUUCUGCGCAGAUCCUGGCUACCCGGAGAAGCCUUCAAUGUUCUGCGUUCUGGCCAAAGGCUUGCUCCUUCUCUUACUCUUGGUAAUUCUAGCCGUGGGAUGCUUCAUGUGCCAAGCCUGGAAAAAACGUGAGAUGGCAACGGUGAGGAAUCUCAGGAGAAACCGCAUCAAACUAAGGAAGAAGGAGAAGCCUGGCCCUAACCCAGUCUGACUGGCAUUUGAGGACCUCUGUUCUGAGCUUUGUUUCAAUCUCCAGGGAAAUCCUUGUGGAGACAGGCGGGGGAGGGGAUCAGAGUUGAACACCUGCGAGGGCCGUAUUCCCCAGAGACACCAUCUGACCAUAGAGUCCAGUCCCCUUCUCUCUGGAGGGGCUGCACUUGGUGUUUCCAUUUGUGCUGGGCAGCCCAGGAAAAAUCUGUUUCCCGCCUUCGCUACCUGUCCAGUCAUCUUUACUGAAGCCCAUGCUCCAUCACAGGCUUGCCUUUGGGUGGGGAAAACAAAGCUGAAGACCGCGUUA